Molecule: messenger RNA, 1584 nt
Organism: Effrenium voratum
Lineage: Eukaryota; Dinophyceae; Suessiales; Symbiodiniaceae
Source: the annotation of a GenBank genome assembly
AUGUUCGAUGCGCUCACGGGCGAGCAGUCGCUGGGCCAAGGGCCGCAGCAGAAGCCCCAGCCGGAGCAGCCCGCCCAGCCGGAGCAGCCCGAGCAGCCAGAGCAGAAGGAAGUCAAGGACUGGGACAAGUACGUGCCCGGGUUCGUGGACCAGUUUGCCAAGGGCUACAUGAAGAAGAGCCUGGGCCCUGUGAGCUGCGAGAAGGCAACGGCGGAGCGGGUGAAGGAGCGUGAGGAGGCUGCAAAGAAGGAGCAGGCUGCAAAGAAGGGCAGCGACGAGAAGGAUGCGGACAAGAGCCCCUCGCUGAUGUACGCGCACCCACUGAUGUUCGAUGCGCUCACGGGCGAGCAGUCGCUGGGCCAAGGGCCGCAGCAGAAGCCCCAGCCGGAGCAGCCCGCCCAGCCGGAGCAGCCCGAGCAGCCAGAGCAGAAGGAAGUCAAGGACUGGGACAAGUACGUGCCCGGGUUCGUGGACCAGUUUGCCAAGGGCUACAUGAAGAAGAGCGAGAAGGCAACGGCGGAGCGGGUGAAGGAGCGUGAGGAGGCUGCAAAGAAGGAGCAGGCUGCAAAGAAGGGCAGCGGCGAGAAGGAUGCUCCGGCUUUGCUGGUUGCGUCCGACGAUGCCUCAGACGAGGCGCAGGAGGAGCAGAGCCUCCGGGCCGUGUCCUCCGCGGAGGAGUCCGAGGCCAAGGCCAAAUCCCGCGCUGAGGACGCCCUCGGCCGCCUGCACGAGGCCUCUGCCCAGGGCGUCAUCGGUGAGGUGAGCGACUGGAGCACCGUGGAGGAGUUGGCGUCGUCCACCACCGAGAAGGACGCGUCAUCUUGGGAGCACGCGCUGGAGGAGCGCACCCAGAUGCUGGAGAAGUUCAACAGCAAGCCUCGGAAGAACCUGCUGGACUUCAACGCCUCCCGGGCCGUGGAGUUGGUGUACGCGGUGCAGACGGCCUCCGCCCACGUGGAGCUGAACAUCCGCAGGAGGCAAGAGAAGAUGAAGUCGGCCUUUAAGGACGCCAAGUAUGCGGCGAUGCGGAAGGUGAAGGCCAUGGAGUUCGACACCCGGGAUGCCGCCAGGAACUGGAAGGCCCUGGGCAAGAAGGCGGUGAAGGCUCAGAGGGCUGCCCACAUCUCGGAGAAUGUCUACGAGCGCCACGAGGACCUCAUGAGGGACGCGGCCGGGGACGUGUCCAACCGUGCUGAGAACAGGGCGGACCGGCUGAAGGACCAGGUGAGCGACUACUUCUCCAGGGUGGAGGAUGACCUGCACAGAUCCUCCUUCGACAAGCGCGGCAGGGACCUCAUGAAGCGAGCCAAGGAGGCUGUGGCACAGAUGCACGAGGUCACUGAGAAGUUGGGCGCGCAGGCUGCCUACCAGGAGGCCGAGUCCUCCGCUCGCUUCCAGCAGGAGGAGAAGCGCUGGGAGUCCUACCAGUCUCCGAAGAUGCUCCUCGCGAUGCCCAGUGCAGCUCUCUCCAGCUCGAUGAUGCUGACCGCGGCGGGCUCCUUCGCUGUGGUCUUCGCGCUGCUGAGGCGCCGGCGGCACUGGUCCCGGCCCCUGGACAUCGAGGCUCCCCCGCUGCUCGGCUGA